Molecule: messenger RNA, 3117 nt
Organism: Centropristis striata (black sea bass)
Lineage: Eukaryota; Metazoa; Chordata; Actinopteri; Perciformes; Serranidae
Product: glucoside xylosyltransferase 1-like
Exons: 8
Coding region: 154-1491 (445 amino acids)
Biological process (GO): protein O-linked glycosylation via N-acetylgalactosamine
Molecular function (GO): UDP-xylosyltransferase activity
Source: RefSeq, a predicted model, not a curated record
GGGUGGGGCAAAAAAAACUGUAAACACCAACUGUGCACUUCGGCUUAGCUUCUGAUCUGACUUGAUUUAUAACAUCAGUUAGCUGGUAGUACAUCAGAUGGUAGCAAGGAUCAACAAAAAUGUUCCGUUAGCGCAUAAAACUCGAAACGCAAAAUGCGAUGCUAUCUUCAAGCAUUUCUCCUGUGCAUGGUCUUUACCUUCUUCUCACUGCUGUAUGUGUUCAACCAACUAGCCUCCACCUUGGAGGACGGAGACGACUGGGACUUGAAAGAGCAGGGGAUACCCGACAGGCGCAGUCAUGAUUCCGGGCUUCUUCUCAGGAAAAGGCCAGGACUGGCAGGCCUUCGAGACCGCGAAGAAGGGCUUGACAGGUGUAAAUCAGUGUCAGUUUCUUACUGGAAGCCAUAUUGGAGACUGCCUGCUGAUGUUUGUGGAGUGAACUGCUUAUUGGAAUCAUCUCUUAGGGAGAGGUCAGGCUCUGCAGUGAGGGAACAUAGAGAUGAGAGAAGUCACCUGGCUGUGGUGGCCUGUGGCCCCAGGCUAGAGGAGACUCUCACCAUGUUGAAGUCUGCCGUAAUCUUCAGCAAAAAACCUCUGCAUUUUUACAUCUUUGCUGAGGAUGAUCUGCAUGACAAUUUCAGAGAAGCUCUGGACUCAUGGCCCAGAACAGUUCAGACCAAAUUUAACUUCACCAUCUACCCCAUCACUUUUCCCAAGGAGAAUGCAAGGGAGUGGAAGAAAUUAUUUAAGCCUUGUGCCUCUCAGAGGCUCUUUCUUCCGCUCAUCUUAAAAGAGGUGGAUUCUUUGCUCUACGUCGACACAGAUAUAAUUUUCCUGCAGCCAGUAGAGCAAAUCUGGGCCCUUCUCUCUCAGUUCAAUUCGAGCCACUUAGCUGCCAUGGCUCCAGAACACGAGGAGCCACGCAUCGGCUGGUACAACCGUUUUGCCCGCCAUCCCUACUAUGGCAUGACGGGCAUCAACUCAGGGGUCAUGCUUAUGAACAUGACGCGCCUCAGGGAGAAAUCUUUUAAGAAUGACAUGACCACAGUUGCACUGAAGUGGGAGGAGAUUCUGAUGCCCCUUCUCCAGAAGUAUAAACUCAAUAUCACUUGGGGUGACCAGGACCUUCUUAAUAUCAUAUUUCACCAUAACCCAGAAAGCCUAUAUGUGUUCCCCUGCCAGUGGAACUACCGUCCAGACCACUGUAUCUAUGGCAGCAACUGUCAACAGGCUGAUGAAGAAGGGGUCUUCAUUCUCCAUGGUAACAGGGGAGUUUACCAUGAUGACAAGCAGCCUGCAUUUCGAGCUGUCUACGAAGCCAUCCAAAAGUACCCAUUUGGGGCGAACAUGGAGUCCUCACUGCUUCAUCCGCUGGAAGCAUCGCUACAGACCACCAAAAAUGGCUACUGUGGAAGAGCCAGUCACCUGUUUACGAAGAAGUUGAAACAGAGCAUCAUGUCUGUUCAACAAGAUGUCACACAGGGAAGAUGAUCAGCACAGCACUCUGAUAUCAUUGAUGUUAUGAUUAGUGUCUAAUGUCUGUGGAAGUAGAGACUUGGAUGUACGACACUCCUGUGGAGACAAUGAGCUGGAUGACUAACAGACUCAGGUCAACACUGAGCCAUCAUCUGUUUACCAAACUGCAUAUCAGGGGUGGGAAUAGGGAUGGGGAAACUGUUCUCUAAACAGGUUAUCUUUUUAUUCUAAAGUGAAGCCAAUGUUAUCCGUCCAAUGAACACACAAUCAGGUCACAAAUGCUUUCUCACCACGGUGGAAAAUGCACUGACACUUUCCGUAUCUACAAUCACUUUGUAAAAUUGUCUUAAAAGAUAUGCAGCAGGGUACCUAAUUAUCCUCAUAUUUUUUUUAGUAUUUUAUUAGAGUUGUUAAUAUAAUCUUGAAUACAGGUUUUGUAUUGGUGUGUUUGUCACUGCAGUAUAUCAUGGAAAAGGGUUGUCAUCAUUUUCAGGUACUAGUUAGUUGGACUGGAAUUAUCUUAUUUUUUCAUUGAACGAAACAAAUGCUCAUUAAGAAAACGUUUAUAGAAUGUGAUCAGUAUUUAUUACAGUUGAACAUCUGUGACAGGAAGCACUUUUGAUUGACCUUUUCACUUUAACAUGAGGCUAUAAUGUGUUAUACUGUGGUAUUGGAGUUUGUCAAAUAAUUGUUUACUGUUCAUUGUAGUAGCAUUUAAAGUGGCUGUACACAGAAUUCAGGACAUACUUGACAAAGGGACUCAAAGGCACGCAUGGCUAGACUGACCACAACAAUUUGUUGUUGUUUUCUGUCAACAAAGACCAGAGAAGCUUGAAUUAACACAGAUGGAAUGUGACUACAUUUCCUGGUCAGAAUGCCAUUACUCCAUUAUAUCUUUACAUAGUUGUUUACUACAAUAUUUAUGUUCAUUAUUGUCUGAGAAUCAAGUACAGCCGCUUUAAAGACUUUCUUUGCAGAUUUUGAACCAGCUUUCUGUUAGCUUAGUGUGGGCAGAGUGGUUGUCAUUGAUGGCGCAUUGGGUUUCUGCUAUUGGCCAUUCAUCUGCACACACCGAGAUAACACAAAGCUGGUUGAAAAUCAUUAAGUUAUUUCAGUAACUUUAUCAAUAUGAGCAUGUUUUUCCAUAACUGGAACAAAGUCUUAUUGAGCAGUUAGUUUUCAAUCAAGCCAUGCAUCAUGAAAUCUCCUUAAACAGGUUUAGCAAAAAUUUGCACUAUUGAUUUGAGAAGUUGUGGAUUUGUAAAACCAUAUAAAUUCAUAUCUGUGAUUUAAACCUAUUACUGAAAAGCCAGCAACAACAUUCAAGUGUAUAUAUUGAAUCAGAAAUAGAUAUUUUAUUAAAAACAAUUUCCAACGGUUUCUUUGAUGCAUUAUGUAGUGUCUAACAUAUGCUUGCGAUAUGGAUGAACUGGAAAAAGUCUUAGCAUUUUAAUGUGAUUGCUCUAAAGUACGUGCUAUGGUUUAGAAUUUCCCUUUGAAGAGUUAAUAAUAAUUAUUUUUGGCUGCAAAUGUACUUUAUUACACAUGAAACCCCUAAGAGUAUUGAGGGGGGAAAUGAAGGAAUUAUAACAAUUAAAAAAUUGUGAUAAGGCAAAUUCUGGAGGAAUUAAAUUAUUUGAC